This is a messenger RNA of Alligator sinensis (Chinese alligator), 1582 nucleotides long. RefSeq names its product ferrochelatase (gene FECH). Gene Ontology annotation, biological process: heme biosynthetic process. The coding region runs from base 130 to 1332 and encodes 400 amino acids. Gene Ontology annotation, molecular function: protoporphyrin ferrochelatase activity. The transcript is spliced from 11 exons. Lineage: Eukaryota; Metazoa; Chordata; Crocodylia; Alligatoridae. The record is from RefSeq and is a predicted model, not a curated record.
GAGAGGAAAAGGGAUGGACUUUUGUAAGGAGGGGAUCUAGUUUAGCUCAGUAAAGAGAAGGCAAGCUGAGCUAGAUGGAUUUGGAGGCAGAAAACUGCUUCAGGAGAAGUCUGGACAGAAAGUGUUCUAAUGAGUGUUGUGAAAAGCAGAAGUCAGGUCACAGUCCAAAUACAGUGGAGAGGUCAGGGAUCCGCAGCCGCAACAGCAGCCUCAGAAACAAAAAGCACAAAGCUUCAAAGUCAGCCAGAAAAGAGGAACCCUAAAACUGGAGUUCUGAUGUUAAACAUGGGAGGGCCAGAAACACUGGAGGAUGUCCACGACUUCCUCCUUAGGCUUUUUCUAGAUAAAGACCUAAUGACGCUUCCUGUACAAAAUAAGAUGGCACCAUUCAUUGCCAAACGUCGCACACCAAAAAUCCAAGAACAAUAUAGCAAGAUUGGAGGCGGAUCACCAAUUAAGAAAUGGACUGCAGUACAAGGAGAAGGCAUGGUGAAACUGCUGGAUGGAAUGUCUCCUCACACUGCACCUCAUAAAUACUAUAUUGGUUUUCGGUAUGUCCAUCCUCUGACAGAAGAAGCAAUUGAAGAGAUGGAAAAAGAUGGAGUUGAAAGGGCUAUUGCUUUCACACAGUACCCACAGUACAGCUGUUCUACCACAGGAAGCAGCUUAAAUGCCAUUUAUCGGUACUAUAAUAAAAAGGGGGAGAAGCCAAAGAUGAAAUGGAGCAUUAUUGACAGGUGGCCUACACAUCCCCUUCUCAUUCAGUGCUUUGCAGACCACAUACAGAAAGAACUGGAUCUGUUCCCACCAGAGAAAAGGAAAGAAGUUGUGAUUCUUUUCUCAGCUCACUCACUUCCAAUGUCUGUUGUGAACCGCGGUGAUCCAUACCCUCAAGAGGUGGGAGCUACUGUCCAAAAAGUCAUGGAGAAGCUGAACUAUUCCAACCCUUACAGGCUUGUUUGGCAGUCCAAAGUAGGACCAAUGCCGUGGCUUGGUCCACCGACAGAUGAAGCUAUUAAAGGACUCUGUGAAAGGGGAAAGAAGAAUAUUUUGUUGGUUCCAAUAGCAUUUACUAGUGACCACAUUGAAACACUCUAUGAACUGGAUAUUGAAUAUGCACAAGGUGUAGCUAAUGAGUGUGGAGUUGAGAACAUCAGAAGAGCUGAGUCCCUUAAUGGAAAUCCAUUGUUUUCCAAGGCACUCGCAGACUUGGUCUAUUCACAUAUCCAGUCAAAUGAAAUAUGCUCCAAGCAAUUAACCCUCCGUUGUCCACUUUGUGUAAAUCCUGUCUGCGGGGAGACAAAAGUCUUCUUCACUAAUCAACAGCUAUGAUACACAGUCCCCACCCCACAGACUGUUUGGACCAUGGCUCAUGUAAUAAUAAUUUUGGAUUAUGCAGGAACAUCACCAAACAGUGCAGUACUGCAGACAGCAGAAAUAAUGCAUACAGACCAAACUGUUCUUUCUGCUACACUGCUCCAGCCCAUUGGUUUCAAUCGUGUUGGACUCCUGUAACAGAGGAGAGUUUGAACUGGAAUAUUUUUUUAAUAUGAGAGGUAUGGAUGAAAGGGAAGGAGAAAAG